This is a messenger RNA of Dendronephthya gigantea, 1155 nucleotides long. RefSeq names its product SOSS complex subunit B1-B-like. Gene Ontology annotation, cellular component: SOSS complex. Gene Ontology annotation, molecular function: DNA binding. The transcript has 5 exons. NCBI's taxonomy places the organism in Eukaryota, Metazoa, Cnidaria, Anthozoa, Malacalcyonacea, Nephtheidae. The record is from RefSeq and is a predicted model, not a curated record. Gene Ontology annotation, biological process: mitotic cell cycle checkpoint signaling; response to ionizing radiation; double-strand break repair via homologous recombination. The coding region runs from base 141 to 902 and encodes 253 amino acids.
ACUAGUCGAUCAUGGCUGUUUGUUGAAAUAUUUCGCUUUGUUUUCUAUUGACAUUCUAUUCAAUCGAAGUCUCCUUGAGAGAAAAAACCUCGCGAUCCUUCAAGCUAAUUUACUGAUGUAGAUGAGCAAGUAUAUAUUACAUGCCAGUCAUGUCAGAUGAUACGAAAUUUAUCAACAUUAAUGAGAUUAGACCAGGGGCAAAAAACGUGAAUGCUGUAUUUAUCGUGCUAAGUAUAGGGAAACCUACCAAAACAAAGGAUGGGCACGAGGUACGGUCCUGCCGGGUUGCUGACAAAAGUGGUUGUAUAAAUUUGUCGGUGUGGGAUGACUAUGGAACGUUGAUGCAAAGUGGAGAUAUUAUCCGUUUACACAAAGGGUAUGCAUCAAUAUUUAAAGGUUCACUAACAAUGUAUAUGAGCAAAUAUGGAUCUAUAGAGAAGAUUGGAGAUUUUUGCAUGGUGUUUUCAGAGCAGCCGAAUAUGAGUGAUCCGAAUGCUGAAUUCCUACAACUAUACAAAAAGACCAAUGACAAACCAAUCCGUGACACAUCAAACACCCACACACUUCAAACUCCCACACAGUCUCUUCCACCACCCCCACCACCACAUGGCCCAUCUACACAUGGCCAACCACCAACCACUUCUUCAUCUAAUCAUUCCCAACCUCCCUCUGAUCCACGUUCGGGUAGGUUCCAUCCCUACUCAAGAGACACGAGCCAAGGAAAUAUUGUGAACGCUGCCAAAGAUCCACGCCUACGAAAUAGAGGAAAUGCUAAUGCAAAUAGCAUGGGAAGAGGUGCAAGUGCCCCUGCGACCCGUGUCGGUAUGGGGGGUGGUAGUGCUGAGGCAGCACCAAAGAACAUUAUAAACACUUCCAGAGACCCAAGAAAUCGGAACAGAUAAUACAAUAUUGCAAUGCCAUCUGGCAAUACCAUUCCAUUACUAUGCAUACCAUAGCACUGUACCAUAGUGAAACCAUUAUCUCGGGCAUUUGUGACAUUUUUGGUAAUACACAGGUUUAAUUUGCAUCUUGUAUAAAUUAUACAGGUUUUCUGAGACUAGGGUAAGGCAUUCAUUGACCAACACAUGUGUAGACGUUACUUUUUUGAUUACAUGGAAUAAGUAGUUGUUGGUGGUUGGUACACGGUAAUAAUGA